Molecule: messenger RNA, 1402 nt
Organism: Carassius carassius (crucian carp)
Lineage: Eukaryota; Metazoa; Chordata; Actinopteri; Cypriniformes; Cyprinidae
Gene: khk
Product: ketohexokinase
Exons: 9
Coding region: 142-1176 (344 amino acids)
Biological process (GO): fructose metabolic process
Molecular function (GO): ketohexokinase activity
Source: RefSeq, a predicted model, not a curated record
GACUUCGUAUUCAUGUUUACGCUCUCCCGUUCACUGAAAGAUAAACGUUCUCCCGUUCCUGUGCUUCCUGUGCGGAACAGUGUAACGUCAUGACCUUUCGUCUCAUGUCCUUAGUUCAGGAUUUCGUUCUGCAGGAAGAAUAUGGGAGACAAAAAGAUACUCAGCAUUGGUUUGGUGUGUCUGGAUAUCAUAAAUGUUGUGGAUAAAUACCCGGAAGAAGAUACUGAUACCAGUUGUUUGUCUCAGAGAUGGCAGAGGGGAGGAAAUGCGUCAAACACGUGCACAGUUUUGUCUCUUCUUGGGGCCCCGUGUGCAUUUAUGGGGUCCUUGGCUCCUGGACCAGUAGCUGACUUCAUCUUGAAUGACUUUCAAAUGUACAAGAUUGACAUCUCUCUUCUUCUGGAGCAUGCUGAUUGCUCCUUUCCAGCUUCUGUAGUAAUCAGCAGUGUGACGACAGGAAGCCGUACAAUUCUGCAUAUGAACAGUUUCAUCGUGGGGGAUUUUGCACAGUGUGGGGUGGACAUAUCUGGUGUGGCUUGGCAGCUGUGGGGUGAGACACCGUGUGCCUGUUGUGUGGUGUGUCCCACCAAGGGCUCUCGCACUGUCGUGCUCUCGGACACAAACUUGCCAGAUGUUUCUGUAGAAGAUUUUUCAAAGGUGGACCUGAGCCAGUACAAGUGGAUCCACUGGGAGGGCCGUAAUGCUGACGAACAAGUGAAGAUGAUUGAGAGGGUGAGAGAGUAUAACAGUAAACAGGAAGAGAAGAACAGAAUCAGCAUCUCUGUGGAAAUCGAGAAGACCAGGGAACCCCUCUAUCAGCUCUUCCCUCUUGGUGAUUUGGUCUUUGUCAGUAAGGAUGUGGCCCAGCACUUUGGGUUUACCUCAUCCGCUGCUGCAUUGAAGGGUAUCUACGGUCGUCUGAGAAAGGGAGCUACCCUAAUUUGUGCCUGGGCAGAAAAGGGAGCGGAUGCCAUGGGUCCCGAUGGUGUAAUUAUCCAUUCAGAUGCAUUCCCACCUGAGAAGCUUGUAGACACGCUUGGAGCAGGAGAUACGUUUAAUGCCUCUGUGAUAUAUUCCCUUUCUAACGGGGGCAGCCUACAGGAUGCUCUCACAUUUGGCUGCCAGAUUGCAGGCAAAAAAUGCGGCAUCCACGGAUAUGAUGGAAUUUUACACUGAACAUGGCGGAGAGGUGCACAGCUGGAAUGUAGUACAGACAUGAAGCAUGCUGAUAAACUUAACUAGCGUUGUAAAACAGUAGUCAUUGUCAAGGCAUGAUGAGGUACUGGAAAAUGGUGCUUCACAUAGAAAAGACUAAUGUAUAUGCAAAGGAUAAGUCUAAAUUAUGGUGGUAUAUCCUACUGAUGUUCUUCUGUAUUAAGAAUUAAUAAAUUGAAGAAAACAA